This is a messenger RNA of Anastrepha ludens (Mexican fruit fly), 1389 nucleotides long. RefSeq lists its product as uncharacterized. NCBI's taxonomy places the organism in Eukaryota, Metazoa, Arthropoda, Insecta, Diptera, Tephritidae. Bases 1 to 1389 code for a protein of 462 amino acids. The record is from RefSeq and is a predicted model, not a curated record. The transcript has a single exon.
AUGAUUCAAUGUCCGUCCAAGAAUCGCUGCCGCUGUUCCAAUCGAGCACACCACACGUUGUUGCAUCAUGAGAAUGCAUAUCAAACCACUCAAACAACUCCAGUGGCAGGCCCCGCAUUCCAGCCUUCGGGGUCUACUCGACCUACAUGGCAGACUUCAUCUCAAGAAUCGACCGCAACCCACUCGCACAUGGGUACAUCGGAAGGUGGUCAGGUGAUUCUUGCAACGGCUAUGAUCCUGGCCAAGGACUUUACGGGUACGUAUAAGUUGGGCCGAGCCCUCCUAGAUUCAGGCUCUCAACUCAAUUUCAUCACUGAUGAUUUCGCGCAAAAACUACGCCUUCGUCGUGAGAAACAUAAUGUGGGCGUUCGAAGCAUUGGAGACUCGCUAACCAGUCUUAAGGCGCGUACGACCACGACCAUCAAAUCGCGCACUUCAGCCUUUCAACUGUCACUUCAAUUUGGAAUCACCUCGCACAUAGCAUACCAGCCAGUUGCCGAGAUCGACAAGUCCGGGUGGAGCUUGCCAGCCAAUACCAAAUUAGCAGACGAGAUGUUUUUUAAGUCCCGGCGCAUAGAUCUGUUGUUAGGAACAGAGUCCUUCUUUAAUGCUCUUGCUGUUGGCCAAAUUCGACUGGGUCCCAAUUUACCGACGCUUCAGAAGACGUUGUUUGGUUGGGUCGUCUCUGUUAGGUUUCGAGGUGAUUGUAACGUGACGUCAUCAUCUUGUCUGCUGUCAUAUAAAACCUCAAUCGACGAGAAUUUGCAACGCCUAUGGCAACUGGAAGCCAUCGACACGUCACCAAAACCAACUCAGCCAGACCAUCGAAUUUGUGAAGAGCAUUUCACAAAAGCAACUCAUCAAGACCACACUGGUCGAAUUACUGUAAGUCUGCCAUUUAAAGACAACCCAAUUUGUCUCGGAGAUUCCUUCGAUAUCGCUCGUCGGCGAUUCCUUGCGCUUGAGAGACGUCUUCUACGUUCGCUCAAAAUCCGUCCGCAGUACAUUGCGUUCAUGGAAGAGUACAAAAGUCUUGGCCACAUGUCAGUAGUAGCACACCCCAACUUGAAAGAGCCACACUACUAUAUGCCACAUCACUGCGUGCUUAAACCUAGCAGCACGUCAACCAAAUUGCGAGUAGUGUUUGAUGCCUCGUGCCGCACCUCAACACAAACAUCAUUGAACGAUCAUUUGUUAGUGGGGCUCACAGUUCAACAAGAUUUAUACAUGCUUCUAUUACGUUUUCGUCUGUAUCGUUUCGCCUUCACCGCAGAUAUCACUAAAAUGUACAGGCAAGUACUCGUAGAAAAUAAUUGUCGAAAUUUCAAUACAUACUUUGGCGAGCUUCCCCAGAUUCAGAUCUCCGCACGUACCAGCUUAACACUGUAA